CGCCCUUCAUCAUCAAUGGCUGGUACAGUCCACGACCUCCAAGGUAUGCCCCAAGCCCCGACCCGUGAACCCGGAACAUUGCUCUUCUUCUUCUUCUUCUUCUUCUUCUUCUUCUUCUUCUUCAUUCUCCCUUCCUCUCUCUCAGACAUAGCAUCUAAUGCUGAGCUCCCUCCGAAUCAGAGGCCAAAUCGACCACCCUCUCUCUCUCUCUCUCUCUCUCUCUCUCUCUCUCUCUCUCAUAAGGGAUCUUGUUUCGCUAAAUGGAGGAUGCGUCAAAUCACGAGCCACAUGAAGCAAUGGCUUCUUCUUCCUCUUCGGUUGCGACCGAAAGCCCAUCGUCUUCCGCUCCGUCGACUUCGCGGGUAGAGGGUGAGCGCGUUAACGGCAACGAAAUCGAAGACGUGCAUCUUCACCACCUACGGCACCACCACCGCCACCACCACGACAACCAGCGGGGGCAGCUGUUGCGGCUGCCUCCUCGCCUCUCGUAUCGCGUCAACAUCUCCUUUUCCAACGUGGCGUCUUCGGAGAUGAGAGACGAUGUCUGGUCCUGCCUCGUAAUCCUCGUUGUCUUUUGGUUCUUUGCAGCAUCUAUGACUUUGAUUCUUGGGUUGUAUGGAUCCGUAAAUUUAGAGUUGGGGCCAAAUUGCUCUCGGCUUAUACAGACUAAUCCUUUCUUUGUGCAGUCCAUUAAGGUGGAGGAGUUGGAUGAAUCAAAACCUGGUCCCAUGCUCUAUGGUUUUUCCAAACCUCCACUCCUCAAUGUCGAAACAACCUGGACAGAAACACAUAAUGUAUCUAUACCAGCCAACUUUCACAAGGAGUGGAUACACUUCCUGAAUGAAGGAUCAAAAGUACAUGUCUCCUACAGUGUAAAAUCUCCCUUGCCUGUAUCCCUAGUGAUUGCCAGAGGCAGAGAAAACCUUGUUGAGUGGAUUGAGGAUCCGUCUUAUCCAAAUACAACACUAUCUUGGAAUAUUAUAUACGGGAUGGGCACAGUUCAGCAAGAAUUUCCUACAUCUUCUAGUUAUUACAUUGCCGUCGGUAACUUGAAUUCAGAGGAGGUGAAGGUAGAAUUGCAGUUCACCAUAAAUGCUUUUCUCUAUGAUACAAACCAGGCGUAUUAUAGAUGCUCCCUUGGAAACCGCUCGUGUAGCUUGAAGCUCUUUCUUCUGAGGGAAAAUGCUGCUGUUCUGAGUUCUCCAGGAUUUGAAGAGGGUUCCCCUGACAACAAUUGGUACAUCAAACUUUCCUAUGGUCCACGGUGGAUCACUUACUUUGUUGGAUCAGGUGUGAUGACCAUUCUCCUACUGUUAGCAUUCCGAUUCUGUAACAUGUUCCAGUCUAGCAGUGGAGAAAAUUCAGGCCUUCAACAGGGACAGAUGGAAACUGAACGGGAACCAUUGCUUUCUCCUAAGGAGGAUGACCUAUCAAGCUGGGGUUCAUCUUAUGAUUCCGUAUCGCAUGAUGAGGAGGAUUUGGAAGAGCGGCUUGCAGUCACUUCUUUUGAAGGAAAGCCAUUCGGAGAAGGAGAAAAUCACAGCAACCCCCGUGGUCUCUGCGUCAUUUGUUUCGAUGCCCCUAGGGAUUGCUUCUUCCUUCCAUGUGGACACUGUGCUGCAUGCUAUGCAUGCGGAUCAAGGAUUGCGGAGGAAGAUGGCUCUUGUCCCAUCUGUCGUAGGAAAAUGAAAAAGGUUCGAAAGAUUUUCACCGUUUGAGCAGACUUCAAGCUUUGUGCAGGCAGGCACUUUCAGUUGAGUGGUUCACGGCCAUGUGUUUCAGAUGAAGAUGUAAGUUCUUCUGAUACAUUCUUGUAUAAAGUUUGAAGCAGUGAUCGAAAUAGUCUUUUGUGCGUGGCGGUCAUUAUCUGGGCUUCAUGACGAAAUGACCGAUAAUCCUGAUUAGCUAGCAACACAUGCAGCCCUUCUCCAGAGAAGAAUGCAGUUUGGCAUUCUGUGCUCAAGAGAGAAACGAUUCUGAACUAUUAAACUUUUAACGAAAGAUUCACAUUCUCUUUACAACUCGAAGUCAGGCGUUAAGAUCGUAUGCGCGGUUAUUUCCUAAAAUACCGCUAUUCCACUGCUCACUGACUCAAGAGAAGGAUAAUAGAUAUGCGUAGGCAUUCGUCGUUUCUUCUUAUGCAAACCAAGUAUAAGCAGGUUAUGAGCCAAUUGCUUCAUCGAAGGUUUCAUUUGUUGGAAACCUUAAUCGAAUCUCAAAUUCUUCAGUUUUUGCUGAUAUUGUGGAUUGGAUCAGUUAACACGAUGCUCGCGAGACAUUCACCUGUUGCUGUUUGAGAUCGUGAAGGUAGGUGAUCAAACCAAUGCAGACGAACUUUCAUCGAUACAGAGAUUCCUUCUGAUGUUAUAUUGGAGACUGAUACUCUUUGUAAGAUCUCACAUGGAACCAAAUUUACUCAU
Molecule: messenger RNA, 2420 nt
Organism: Rhodamnia argentea
Lineage: Eukaryota; Viridiplantae; Streptophyta; Magnoliopsida; Myrtales; Myrtaceae
Product: E3 ubiquitin-protein ligase APD2-like
Exons: 10
Coding region: 261-1718 (485 amino acids)
Source: RefSeq, a predicted model, not a curated record